CUUAAAGAGAUUUGAAAGUGUUAAAGCUUCAAAUUCGAAUUGAGUAGUUCCCUUGUAAAAAAUAAAGUUCUUUCACCUUCUCCAGUGGCCAUGGAUCUAAUGCAUAAUUGACCACUUUGCUGAGUGCUGACUAAGGUUCAAAGAAAAAAUAUAUGGGUGAAUUUUUAGUACGGAUUGUGAAACCAUAUUGGCGGCCCGCUUGAAAAGAUCUCAUAUUGGAGUUUAAAUCAGUAAGCAGUUUUUAGCGGUAUAAAACAUUUGAAUCACAGUUGAACUAUUGUUAAACCAUGUUUCAGCAUAAAAUACCUUAGCGUUAAUUUUUCUGUACAAACUCCAAUACGUUUUUUUUAUUCUUUCAUUUUUAGAACUUACUACUUAAGAAUGUUUGUGUGUUGUACUUUCUUGGUGAAAAAGUUUGGAGUAUAAUAAAUAAUAAGUUAAUUAAUAUUAGAGUAGGUAGUCCAGAGUUCGUAAUUGGCUCACACACCAACGGCGUGACAAACUCCUAUAAAAGAAGGAGUGAAGGAGGAGGAGGGACUAGAGAUUGAGACGUCCCCGCAACUCUCCGCGCCUUGGCAUCUUCUGGUAAGAUCAAAUCAAUCGGCUGGAAUCGGCAAUUCUCUCUCUCGCUCGCUCUUUUUGCUUCCAUCUGUUUUUUAUUCCCCCACGGCUCACUCUGUUUGAGCGGUUGCAACCAACAAGAGCGAGCAAUUUUGUUUCGGCAUUGUAGUUUUGAUUAGCGCCCAAAUACGGGAUCGAUCGUUCCCCCUUAGAUUUCGCUCUUCUUGUUGCGCUCCCACUUUCUUUAUUUAUACCGCAAUCUUCUUCUGUGUGGGUAAUUCGCAGUUGAGAUUCAAGGCGAGUUGUAGAAGAAGAAGAAGCAUCUGCAAUUGUCCAAAAUGGGGAGGAUAUUUACGCUCGAUCUGGAAGGAAACGUCUACAGCUGCAAGUACUGCCACACUCAUCUCGCCCUUUUCGAAGAUAUCCUUUCCAAGAGAUUCCUUUGCAAGCAUGGAGAAGCUUACCUCUUCGAUAAGGUUGUGAAUGUCAUGGUUGGGGAGAAAGAAGAGCGAAACAUGCUCACUGGAAUGCACACUGUCGUAGAUAUUUUUUGCGUUGGUUGUGGCUCAAUCGUAGGCUGGAAAUAUGAAGCUGCACAUGAGGAGUCCCAACAGUACAAAGUAGGCAAAUUCAUCCUGGAGAGGUUUCAAGUGCUGGGACCGAAUACAUGGAGCCAUGAUGAUGGAAGCGAUGUUGAAGAUUGAUGGUUGAGUGGUGGAAGUUGCUUUGAUCGUUAGGUUUUAGAUACUUUUUUCCACAUCAUUUCACUGUUCUUAGCAGAAUUUUGGCCUAAGCCGCAUGAGUAGAAAGAUAGGGAUUUGAGACAUAAUAUACCACAUCCGAAGUAUAAUCUUAAGCUUAUGUAGGAGGUUCUUCCUUCUGUUCGGAUAUAGGAAGUGUUAUUAUUCAAGUCUUGUUAUUCAGGAAGUAUGAUUAGUAUUACCUCUUGUACUUCUUUCUUUCCCCGUGUAUAUGAAUGAGGCAUUGGAAUCGGAUAGAUUAAUACAAUGCUAGCAAGUAA
Messenger RNA from Linum trigynum, 1582 nucleotides. NCBI's taxonomy places the organism in Eukaryota, Viridiplantae, Streptophyta, Magnoliopsida, Malpighiales, Linaceae. The record is from the annotation of a GenBank genome assembly.